Messenger RNA from Eimeria acervulina, 3000 nucleotides. RefSeq lists its product as hypothetical. Bases 1 to 3000 code for a protein of 999 amino acids. The transcript is spliced from 9 exons. The record is from RefSeq and is a predicted model, not a curated record. Lineage: Eukaryota; Apicomplexa; Conoidasida; Eucoccidiorida; Eimeriidae.
AUGCAGGCACCCCACCAACAAAUUUUCCUGCGGAGAGAAGAAGGGAGGACGACAGCAGAGCCAAAUUGUUCAGAUGUGGAACUAGAUAGUUGCGGAUCACAUGUUGGGCUGGCCCGGCAUGCUUGCCAGCAGCACAGGACGCAACAGCGAAGUCUGUCAGAAGGACCAGAAGGACCACCGGCUUCUCAGAGUCGGCAGGACACGGCUGACGCAAUCGGCCGCUCAACUGGCCACGACUGUCUGCAACCACUUGAGACGAGCUCUUGCGUUUUCACCUCACUUGCAGACCAUCAAAUAGCAGCAUCACAGGGAGGCGAUGCCCAGCGCCAACCACAUUGGUUGGCUGCGUCACUUCCUCUUCCUGUAGAGGAAGGGUCGGUAGUGUCGUUCCGCAGUGAUGCCGGAUAUCCCGAGGGAUGGGAACACAUACGCAGCGAUGAUACGCACACAGCACACAUGUGUAAUGAUAACACUAAGCAAGAAGCAAUGGCCUCUGGGAAUAAGCGGUUGCAUGAGGCACUAACACCGGAAGACCAUGAAACGGGAACCAACAAUGUAUCCGGCAGCAUCACAGGAUGGAGUUCACCCGCCGCCGAAUUCGAGUUCGUCGCUGACGCUGCCUGGUGCGAUGUGCGGCGGCUGCUGCGGCUUUCGAACACACAUCAACCAAAAGGAUGGGAUUGGGCAUGUUCGGGUAUCACCUCUGCCUUAGUGAAGGCUAGGAACAACAGCAGCAAAGGCGGCGAAGCUCUCACUGGUCUUAUCGGAGUAGGGGGAAAGGCGGGAGAAACCGCUGCAGUUGCUGGGGCUAGUGAGAGCGCUGGCCCGCAAGGUUGUCCCGUAGUGAAGUUUCUCCGUUCAGCAAUGUAUUCGAGCACGCUUUCCGGGUCGGAAUUCAUCAGGCGGCAUGGCACUCUGGGUAAGCCUGCCUCUGGAACGGGAACUAAUACUGCUUCUGAAUCAUCACCAGCAAUCGUCAGUGGCUGGGGGGGACGGUGGCAACUCACUCCAACUGAUUCGCCUGGAGACAGUUUCAGUAGCUGCUCUGGCAGCGAUAGGAAGAGCGGAAGCGCCCCCGUGCUCCCUUUUGCGCCAUCGUGCAAGGAUGGAGGAUCUUUGAGCGGACCACUGGGAGACAAUUUUCAGUCACAGACUCAGCUUAAGCACGUGAAUACUUGUGGUGCUGAUGCUGUGAGACCCCGCUCACCUGUGGGAAGCCCUUCACUCGCAGCCAAUAGCGGUACGCAGCGGGGAACACUAGCUGCUAACGAUGGAAAAACCACGGUCUAUCUCGACUCUGCACAUGUAGCAUCUGAGGUUGAAGCGUCGCGCUCUGCCACAGUGGUUUCAGAUCCUGCUGAAAGUGGACGCCGCCGCGCCUCUGCCAGACGCCGUCAUGGCCUCCUGCUGCACCGUGCACAGCGACACUUGGAGAGUCAGUGUCGGAGAAAGCUGAAGAAAAAUGACAUGAGGCUAAAUAUUCUUAUUACAGCCUUGCCGGGGGUUGAUGCAGACGUGUUUUGCAGACAGAUGUUUGCGGAGUGGCAGGAAGUCAGUCGUCAGCAUGUCUCGUGUGGCGAGGAGUUUGUCUUCCGAGCUCCAUUUGUUGUUCCUUUUGUAGAGGUUCCCGUCAUUGCGGCUUCUAGUUUUGCUUCUGCCCUUCCAUAUUGUGAGCUUCGCCUGCUAGAGGGAUGGGAACGAGAUAAAGUUCUUCAGCAGGAAAGGACAGAACGAAGGGUUCACGUUUGCCUUUUCCUGAUUCCUCACUCUGCCCUACCAUUACCCGCCGAAGUUUUGGCUCUACUAAAACGCCUCCGUGCCGUGGCCUGUAUGCUUCCCCUGCUGGUUGUGCAACAUACCACAUCUUGCGAGCAAAUAUUGCGCGAUAGAGGGAUACUUCGGCUGCAACUUGCGGCCUCUGACUUGGCGACUCUGGAGGAGAUGCUGCUUCCGUUGCACCCAACUCCGCGUGGACCCAAUGCUUGUGCCCACUGCCAAGGAACAGUGCGUGAGAAAGAAUGCCACCCGUCGAAAUUGCAUUCAGAACAGGAGGCACCCUUGCUCGGUAAGGGGUUUUGUAGCAGCAGCAUUGCCAGUACCGGAAAAUAUCCUGAUGGCGCGAACCCAGAUACUGAAGAACCAGAGACACUCAUACCAGGUAACUCUGCAGAAAGCAUCAACAACAGCCUCAGUGGCGGCAGCAGCAAAAUCGGCAGUCAGGGGCAACCUACUAACGGUGGAUACGAAGGAGAAGGUCGAAGAGGUGAUAAAUUUGAGGAGGGGUCAUCACCAGCGAGCAGACACCGGUGCAAGAUGCAGAGCCCUAGCGGCGUCCCUCUUUGUCUCAGUGCUGUCCAUCUUCCACUUGUACUCCAGCUGCCGUUGAGUGGCACAAUUGGUGAUAAAGACUCGCGAUGUACGUGCAGGGCGGGAAUAGACAGAGUUAGCGAGGCAGUCACCACUCCUUUGUCACUGCGCAGUAUGCUGGUGGAAGCAUCAGCGGUGCUGCUGCGCCAGCGAGCUGAAUAUGGGUGUUUCUUGCCGUUUCUUUUCCAGCAACAGAUGCUCCCAAACCGAACACACAAGCUGCGUGGUUUGCAGCAGUGGGAAGACGAAGAAAAACAGCAGAGGGAACAGCAGCAACACGUCGCAGCUCUUAUGGACCUCCGUCAGGGGCAAAUCGACAGCCAUCCCGACACAGGCACGGCAAUGCACAUGCAAAGACAGCUUGAUGGACUGCGGGAGCAGCUGCGUAAAAUGCAGCAGGAGCUUUUACAUCUUCAGGAGAGAAGGUUUUUGCAGGACCUGCUGAAGGAAGAAGCAGCGGAGGCGCGGCCCUACCCUAGCCCCAACGGAAGAGUGUUGCCACAGGCCCGUGACAAGGAAAACGGCGAGAGAGAGGAGCUGCUUCCGCAAGUGGCCCAAACUGGCCUUGUUUUGGCCUUGAUGCUAGGUGUUGGUGCUCUCCUGUUCAACAACAUGAAACGAGGUAACUGCUGA